AUGACAGGACUCUGUAUGCCUGAGACGACUGGCUAUGUUAGUUCUCUAGCUCCCUACAACACGCUAGUGAGUUCGCAGACUUUCCACACAAUUAAAUACCGGCCUUUACUUAUUUUCAGCUUUAUCACCAACCAUCUACAGGACUGUGUACCCGAAGCCAACCACCACCAGCACACUGUUGCUCACACUCCUGCUAUUCGGUAUACCAUGGUGACCUGGGAUAAAGCCAGCAUUGAGAGACUGAUUGCAGCACUGCUCGCUGCACAUCCAGAUCUUAACCCUGACUACCGCACGAUGGCGGUAUACUUCGGUCAGGGAGCAACAUAUGAUGCAAUCCACGGGCAGUUCAGGAGGUUUCGGCAAGAUGCGAAUAAGAUGCGUGGUUCCGCAAGCGGCACAGUCCCGUCAACGCCCAGUCGCCGGAGGAAUGUCGCCUCAUCGACCCCCCGCAGCGGCAGAGGUGCCAUAACCAAGUCAGGAUCCGCUAAAAAACCAAACUACGGCAAUUCUAAUAUUGAUACACCCACCAAGAAGCGGGAAUUGAAAAUGGACAGCAACAAAGAUGAUCCAAUAAUCCUGGACGAUGAUGAGGAGAACGUCACUACGCCACUUGUUAAGCACGAAAUGAGCGAGGUAAAACACGAGAAUCCUGUUAUCAAGGAGGAAGCAAAAGCGGGGGAAGUCAUCUCCAUGGCUGAUAUGUUUUCGGCCGCCGCCUCUGCUGAUAAUGAAGGUCCUCAACACGAGAGUGCCGCGACUGGGAAGUCUACAGCUACUGCCUUUCCUUCUGAAACUCCACACGUGCCAGGCGAAGGCCUUCUCUCCAUGCCUCUACCCCCAAAUCGAGUGUUAUUCUUCAACUACGAUGACGAUGAAGACAUAAUCGUUUGA
Trichophyton benhamiae CBS 112371 is the source of this 891-nucleotide messenger RNA. RefSeq lists its product as uncharacterized. The coding region runs from base 1 to 891 and encodes 296 amino acids. Lineage: Eukaryota; Fungi; Ascomycota; Eurotiomycetes; Onygenales; Arthrodermataceae. The record is from RefSeq and is a predicted model, not a curated record. The transcript has 2 exons.